AACAUCUUAGUCUUGUCCGGUUUUUUGAGCAGUUUAAGUGUUUUUGGUGAAGUGUGAAAUAAAUCCAGAUAUAAGUCCCUGCAGGGGACCAAGAUUUUCUCCGGCAUGGGUGUGGUAGUGUGGUUCCUUGCCGCAUCUCUUUUUGGAAGCACUGUUGGAUUGCCCAAUGUGGAACCAACUAGGACUUGGGUACCAGACAAUCCCAAUUCGGGACCAAGAUUAGCCAAUGAGCUGUGGUUCAGUCAAGUGAAAAAGCCAUUCUCCCAUUGUCCCCAAUACAAAUUCCCCAUCAACACCAAUGUGAAUUGCGUGGAUACAAAGGAGGGAGGCGAGUGCGAGGUCAGCUGCAUCGGCACUAAUCACUUCUAUGGCGAACGCCAGAACGUCAAUAAGCUAAUCCUCUCCUGCCGUCGUGGUGCGUGGGGUAUAAAGAACGGGGCCCCCACGGCGAAGACCAUCCAGCAUUGCGAUGGCGCGUGCGUCUGCCGAAAUGGAGGCAUCUGCAAUGGGGAGAAGUUUUGUCACUGCCAGAAGGGAUUUGGUGGAGAGAACUGCGAGAAACACCAGGAGUUCGGGUGUCCGGAGCGGCCACCGCAGCUUCCAAAAAACUCGAGGACCGUCUGUCGAGGAGAUACCUGUGAGGUGCAGUGCUCUCCGGGAUUUGACUUUUCCGACAAACGCAGUCGAGUUCUUCUCAAGUGCAAGGGUACUAAAUACGUGGAUAUGAACCCACAAUUUCUCAAGCUGCCGGAUUGCGAGGCGAGUUGUUCUCCUAAUUGUCUAAACGGAGGUAAAUGCAUUGCACCUAAUGUCUGUGAGUGUCCGCCAAAUUACCGAGGAAAACAGUGCCAAUUUCCCGUGUCUAGAUGCAAUGUUACGGAUUUCAAUGGCAACUUCCAGUGCGAUCAUGGACCGGAGAGGUCAGAGUGUCGUCUAAGCUGUCCUACAGCUCAAGGAGUUAGUGUUAUGGGAAAUUUGGUCUCACGCUACGUCUGCGACUACGGAACGGGAAAAUUCGAGCCAACAAUCUCUGGCACUUGCAUAUAUCCUCCAAAUCUAAAUGUCUCCCAACAAAUAACCACUUCUGACACUCAGACCAAUGGAACUGUCACAAUUACAAACAAAGCAGUGCUUCCUUGGCCGGAUAACCUGAUCGCAAUCUGCAAUCGCUAUCGGCAGUACGACAAUAGCAGCGACUGGAAGCCGGAGGACCCAGAUGAUGACGGUAUUGAUGGAGCAGGCCGACUAAGACCAAAGCCCAAUAAGGAUUUAAUUGUGGCUCCACGAACUACGGUUUGCAGCUCCUGGAACGGUCGCAAUAUCCGAACCUUCGAUGGUUUACUAUACAGGCUGACGCUGAACUGCGCCCAUACCCUGGUUAACGACAGGAUAUACGGGGCAUUUCAUGUCUCCGUUAAAAGUGAGACCUUCGAAUCUCCGCUGACUAUUCAGAUCCAAUGGCAAUCUGUACAGUACACACUGGAGAACCUCAAUGGAAGUGUAACUCUAUCCACGCCCGAGAAGCGGCUUCCGCUACCUGCCCAAGUCCUGGGAAUGAAGGUUGUACCCUUUGCUCAGCACGUGGAAGUGGACUUGGAAUCGGUGGGUCUGCAGCUGGUCUGGGACCAUCACCAGCUCCUAACCGUGCGUGCGAGCGUGGAUCUCUGGCAAAAGGUAGGUGGCCUCUGUGGUCACCUCGACGGCAACAGUGACAACGACCUGAUGAGCCGGUCUGGUUCAGUAUCACCAUCAUGUCGCACCUUUACUGAUAGUUGGCGUACCGGUGAUCAGACAUGUGUGCCCGAUACGGAUGAACCUUUGGCCCAGUGUAGGGGAGAGCGACAUGUUGAGGCCGUGGAGAAGUGUCGAAAACUACUGUACAAUGUCCACUUAAAGAGCUGUCUGGAGAACUUCAACCAGGAGACACUUCUACGGACUUGUAUCAAAGAUCACUGCGGCUGCCCAAGGGGUCAAUCCUGCAUUUGCAACUUUUUACAAUCGCUAAAUGGCGAGUGCCGAAUCCUGGGAAUUGAGCCUGCGAUUAAGGAUUGGCGGAAUCUACAACUAUGCCCAAUCAGUUGCGCCGGUGGCCUUGUCUACCGUUCAUGUGGUCCCCAGUCCCAGCCAACCUGCGAGAGCGAAGGAAUCAAUGACCCGAAUCAGUGUUUUGAGGGCUGUUUCUGCCCGAGUGGUAAGCUCCUCUACAAAAACACUUGCAUCGACCACAAAAUGUGCCCGUGUGAGCUGCGUGGACGUGAGUUCCAGCCAGGUGAAACCCACAAAAAAGAGUGCAACACGUGUACCUGCCAAGCUGGAAAGUGGGAGUGCACUCAGGAAAAGUGUAACAAGCGUUGUACAGCUUUUGGGGAUCCCCAUUACCGAACCUUUGAUGGAAGAUCUUUCGACUUCCAAGGUCGUUGCCUGUACUACCUGUUGAAGACACUUACUCUUUCCGUGGAGGGCGAGAACAUCCCGUGCUCUGGUGCCAUCGAUGAGGUAGUAGAACCAUCGCCAACUGGACCAUCGUGCACCAAAUCGGUUACCAUCCGCUUCUCUUUAAAAGAAGGUGGGCCCACUGUUAUCAAACUAUCGCAAAAGCUUCAGAGCUUUGUAAAUGGCGAGGUGGUGACCCAAUUACCCUUGCAAUUGGGUAAUGGAGAAGUGGUACUUCGGUUAGCCAGUCAUAACUUUAUCACCGUGACUUUCGCCGAUGGCUUGGUGGUGUGGUGGAACGGCGAGUCCACUGUCCACAUUGAUGCCCCAUAUAGCUACUACGAUAACACGGCUGGAUUGUGUGGUACUUUUAAUGACAACACCAAGGAUGACUUCCUCACUCCGGAUGGAGAUUACGAGCACACUCCGUUGGCAUUUGGCAACAAGUGGCGCACCAAAGAGUUGUGUACUGAUCCGGGUCCACCGGUGAACCCAACCCCCUGCUCAGGUAAUCCCGCCCAACUAGCAGCGGCUGAAGAGCUUUGUUCGGUCCUUCGAUCAGACACUUUUAAGCCGUGCCAUUGGGCCGUGGAUCCUAAUAGUCACUACGAAGCCUGUAUCUCCGACAUUUGUGCCAUUACGGAUACUAAUCCGAUUAACGCGAACAAAGCGCUUUGCGAACUGCUCUCUGACUACGCCAAUUUGUGCGUAAGAAAUGGAAUCAGGACCAGCUGGCGACAGUCUAUCAAGCAGUGUUCGAUCAAAUGCCCGGAUGGUCAAGAGUACGCUGAGUGCGGAGAUUCGUGUGCCUUGAGUUGCUUCGACUUGCAGAAGCGGGAUCAGUGCAAAAGGCAGUGCGUCGAGGGCUGUCGCUGUCCAACAGGUUACUUCCUCAACGAGCAGCAGGAAUGCGUUCCCCAAAAGGCCUGUUCCUGCUACUAUGAUGGACUGAGCUUCCAACCCGGAUACAAGGAGGUGCGUCCGGGCGCAAGGUUCCAGCAGCUAUGCACCUGUGCUGAUGGGCUGUGGAAUUGCAAGGAUGCAGACCCGAAUGAUGAAUGGAUUUUUCCGCCACUGGUAAAUAUUCGUAAGAAGUGCGCUCGUAGUCCGUACGCCAAGUUCGUAAGCUGUGCCCCCAAGGAUCCGAAGACCUGUAAGAACAUGCAUAAUUAUUUCCCUGACACAACUUCCUGCCACCCAGGAUGUGUGUGCGAAGAUGACUUUGUGUACGACGUCACCCGGCAGCAGUGCGUCUCGCCGGAGAAGUGCUCUUGCUAUCACGCCGGUCGGAGUUUCGACGAUGGGGCCACCUUCCAAGAGCUGUGCAACCAGUGCGUCUGCCAAGGUGGAUCUUGGAAGUGCACUCGUAAUGACUGUGAGGGCACUUGCAGCGUUUGGGGCGACUCUCAUUUCAGUACCUUUGAUGGCCUCGACUUCGACUUCCUCGGCCAGUGUGACUACGUUCUCUCUAAGGGUAUCGAUGACCACGGCAGUGGUUUCUCAAUAGUUAUCCAAAACGUUCUCUGCGGAUCAUCAAGCGUCACGUGUUCAAAGUCACUGGAAAUCUCCCUGAGCGGCAAGGGCGGAUCGGAGAAGCUUAAACUAAGUUCCGGCGGAAUUUAUGGGACAGAUAAUGCCACUUCUCUAAUAGCACGUCUUCGGCAGCAGAUCAGUUCGCAGGAGUCCAGUUCUUUUUACGUUUACAAGGCGGGAGUGUUUCUGGUGGUCGAGGUUCUGUCCCUACGUCUCCAGAUAAAGUGGGACGAGGGCACCCGAGUUUACGUUAGGUUGGGCAAUGAAUGGCGCGGACGCGUUUCCGGACUAUGUGGUAAUAACAACGGAAACAGCCUGGACGACUUCAAAUCUCCAUCCGGAGGCCAUGAGGCGGAACCAACGCUUUUUGGUCAUUCUUGGCGAACGCACCAGCAGUGCGAGCUGCCUGUACAAAUUUUCGAUUCCUGCCAGCGGAACGGGCAACGUCGAUCUUGGUCCGAAAACAAAUGCAGCAUCCUCAAGUCGCCAUUGUUCGCCGCCUGCCAUCUCCAAGUGCCUCUUGAUCGCUACCUAAAGCGCUGCGUCUUUGACACAUGUGCCUGUGACCAAGGAGGCGACUGCGAGUGCCUCUGCACAGCGGUCGCUGCCUACGCGGAUGCCUGCUCUCAGCGUGGCAUCAACAUUCGUUGGCGCACGCCCCACUUUUGCCCAAUGCAAUGCGACACACAGUGCUCGGAUUACAGCGCAUGUACGCCGGCUUGUCCUCUGGAGACUUGCGAUAACCUCCUUGACCAAGGUGACUCUGCUCGGUUAUGUCACCACGAAAACUGCAUAGAGGGAUGUCUUGUGAAGCCUUGUCCACUAAACCACAUUUACCUGAACGACAGCUACACCACAUGCGUUCCCCGGACGGACUGUAAGCCCGUGUGCCUGCAACGAGAUGACAUAACCUAUUUUGAAGGCGAUAUAACGUACACAGACGACUGUGCCACAUGUCGUUGCUCCAAGAAGAAGGAGGUAUGCAGCGGAAAACCUUGCCCACCGACCACUACUACAAAGCCACCGAUCACGGGUACAGAAGAUCCGAAAGAUCCGCAGGAUCCGUCCGGUAAGAAAUGCGUACGAGGCUGGACACGCUGGUUAGAUCGCGGAUCCAGCUUGGGUGGAAUAAACCUUAAUGACCUGGAACCGCUGCCCAAUUUCGAUUCACUCGAGAACAUUUACGGCACCUGCGAUCGGAGGUUCCAGAAGAAUAUAGAAUGCCGGGUGAGAGAUACCAAGCAAUCGUACGAGCUGGUGGAUGACAAUGUGUCCUGCGAUCUUACCCGGGGCUUGGUGUGUGUGGGCAAAUGUCACGACUACGAGAUUCGGGUCUUUUGCGAGUGCAACGAUGAUGACAUUACCACACCUAGACCUCCACCUCCUCCACCAAAUGAGAAGUGCGAUCCUUCGCUACAGAUCUUCAAGGAGUAUCCCGGAGAUUGCUUCAAAUAUCUGCGCUGCGAGAAAAUUCCGGGGAACAGCAACUGGCACUGGGUUCCGGGAUCAUGUGGCGUUAGCAUGAUGUUCAAUCCGAUAAUCGGGGCAUGUGAUCACAUCUCCAUAGUAACCCGGCAGAAACCCCAAUGUGGAAGGACUAAAGAUCGGUGCCGGGAUGAUGAGGAGUGGAACGAUUGCGCCAACCAGUGUGAGCAUACCUGCCACUUUUACGGGCAGCAAUUGCUCCGGCGGGGUCUUUGCAUUCCCGGCGAGCAUUGCAAGGCCGGAUGUGUGCCAAAAAAACGUCAGGACUGUCGGGCGCUGGGUAAGCUCUGGCGCGAUGAAAACACCUGUGUGGAUCUGGACGACUGUCCUUGCCUAGACGAUCGCAAUGACGACUAUUUGCAGCCACACAGAAUCAUCUCGACUGAUUUGGAUGACUGUCAGUGUGUUUUUAACCAGUUUGUGUGCGUGCCGAAGAAAACCACUACAGAGUUCCCUCCGAUCGGAAGUCGUACCACAACCACACCCUUGCCUACUAUUCGCACCACCCUAACCCCACCUACAUUGUGUCCAGCUUCCAGCAUGGUGCGCCUUUUUACUAGCGACCAUUCUGUUCCUGACACCGCUUUCUUAGGAUCAAGCAUUCUGGAUAAUGACUACGCAGCUCACCAUUCUCGCCUGCACCGCAAACCCAAGCUCAAUUCCGGAGCCUGGGCUCCUAGAAUCAGUGAUCAAACGCAGUAUCUACAGGUGACCUUUGAGCGACCAUUGGCUCUAUACGGGUUACUUAUCGCUGGGGAUCCCCAUCUGGACAACUACGUCACCCUUCUUAAGUUGGUGUAUAGUCUGGAUGGCGAGGGCUAUCAUGAACUUAUUGGCCAAGAUGGAGGACCCCAGGUGCUGGUGGGGCCUAAGGACUCAAGGGUGGCAAGAGCUCAUGUUUUCCAGCGUCCGAUUGAGGCCAAAGCCGUGCGGCUAUAUCCUCUCAGGUGGCACCAUUCCAUUGCCAUAAGAUUUGAUCUUUUACUGUGUAACCAUGUGCCCACCACCACACCCCCAAUAGUCGACAGGACCACAGCUAUCCCGCCCACGCGACCACCAAGGUUUCAUUUGAUCUGCGAGGAUCCUCUUGGCGUCGAUAAUGGAGCACUGCAGGCCCACCAGGUUUCGGCUAGCAGCAUCUGGCUUUCGUCGCAGCUCGACACAGAUGAGGGACUAUUAGAUCUACUUAGAUUCCGAUCUAAGUUAGGAUGGCGGCCGCUGGCCAACAAGUUGGAUGAAUUUGUUGACUUUGACUUUCUUGAACCACGUAAUGUAACCGGAAUUCAGACACGUGGAGGAGCUCAUGGAUGGGUCACUUCCUAUCGAGUUCUAUUCUCCUCAAACAAGUUGGUGUGGAACGAGCUGCCGGGUCCGCAGGGAGAUGCCCACAUAUUCGAGGGCAACCAGGACAGUAAUAGCAUUCACACAAACGGAUUUUUGCGGCCACUGGUGACGCGUCAUCUUCGUUUGGUGCCCACAACAUGGGAUCAGAAUAUAAACUGGAGAAUCGAGCCCAUUGGAUGCUUCGAGCCUUAUCCAAAUAACACCCAGCCUCCUCCAAAUCGAGUGUGUAAUCUAUGCGAUGGCAUCGAGUUAAACUGCACCGUUUCCAAGUGCCCCUGUGUCGAAGAUCUCUUCUGGACGGGUUCCAAGUGUGUCGAGCGCAAUCUUUGCCCUUGCAUUGACAGUUAUACCCCCUAUCCAAUUGGAUCCAAAUGGGAGAACUCGGACUGCGAGGAGUGCGUAUGCCUGUUGGGUGGCGUAGUUAGUUGCAAAACUAAAAGCUGCCCGCAAUGUCCUGCCCACAUGAGGAGUAUCCGGAGGGGUUGUCGGUGCGAGUGUCAGUUGUGUCCACCAACCACUCGUCUAUGCCCCACCAGCGGAGAUUGCAUUCCCCCUGAGUGGUGGUGCAAUGGAGUGCAGAAUUGCGCCGAUGACGAGGAUGAGACUUGCGACCCCACUCAAACCACUUUGAAGCCCCCAACCACUAAGAAACCUCUUGUGUGUCCGCCCCUUGUGUGCCCACCUGGCUACUCCGUAAAGAUCAGAGGAAAACUACCCAUAGCCUUUUCCGAAAUGCUUUAUAUUUCGGAGGAUCCCACGGAGGAUGGUUCCUUGGACCCACUGGGAGAUUGGCUGGAGCCUUUGAAAUCCUCAGACCAGCCAGAAAUUGCUCUUGGUGCAUUUAGGUUAUUUGCAAAGUUUGGAGCUAAAUUCGGACCUAAAAUGUUUAAAGUUAUCAAGAAAUUGGGUACCAAGUUGGGUAGUAAGAUCAGGGACGUUAUUAUCGAGAAGUUCGGAGAAAAGGUGGCAGAAAAAAUUGACGACCUGACGUCGAAGAAGGAAAUGAAAAUUUUGACCUUGGAGCGCCUAGAGUUUAAUGAGUUGCCUCUUGUUCCGGCAAAGCCCCAGCUGGAGCAUUCAUCCUUUGACCAAGAUGAUGUCAAUGAACUGCUGGACUUAUUAGGAAUUGAACCGCAAGACAUUCCAGAUUUUUCGGGUGACUGGGAUGAAUUCCUUGCUGAUGACGAGGACGACGUCAACGAUACUGAUCAAGACCAAAUCAAUGAUCUACUUGGCCUUAUGGGCAUUGUGCCACAAGAAAAUCUUGGAUUCGCAGAGAAUGGAGCGGACGAAUCCUUGGACACCGAAACCCAGUUGGUGUUAAACGGUGCUAGUGGGGCAAAUGUUAGCCCUUAUGGACUUAACUUCCAGCUACCGACUGGUAUCCGAGAUGCUUACCAACGAAGGGGUACGUUUAGGGUAAGGGAUCGCCAGGACGUUGAACUGUGCGACAGCUUCUGCUGUAUACCCCAGCAGAAAGUAACAUGCGAGGACCCACAGUGCCCAACGGGCUUUGAACCAAUAUUGGAUACAACUAGCAUAGGAACUGACAAGUGUCCUACUUUUACAUGCCGACGCCCUCGGAUUCCAGACGAUACUUGCGACAUCACUGGAAGAAUCUUCCGAACCUUCGAUGGUACGGUGUAUAAGUACGAUAUCUGCAGUCACACUUUGGCGCGCGAUUCACAAAACAACCGAUGGACAAUCAGCACUCAGCUCCAGUGCGCUUCCGAUCAGCCAAGUUGCGGUUCCAAGACUCUGGUUAUCAGCGAUGUGGAAGGGGAUGUGACUAUAACCAUUCUGCCCAAUCAACGGGUUAUCUACAACAAUUUCGAGUUUACUAUCCAUGAUCUAGCGCUGGUCAAGCCUGUCCGCCGAUCUUUUGUGAUCAGCCAGUUGGGCGGUACAGUUGUGGUGGUAUGUCGACGUCACAAGUUCUGGGUGCAAUAUGCCGCUAGUGGUAAUAUUAGGAUCGGAGUAUCCCAAGUACUCUUGGGGCAAGUGGAUGGGUUGUGCGGUUUUUACAAUGGCCAGCUCGACGAUGAUAAGCGCACGCGUACUGGCUUGCAUGUUAUCAGCACCACGGACUUUGGCGAUUCGUGGUACGAUAGGAAACUUCCAUUGGACAAGUGCCAACCACAGGUGUGUCCCCUGGAUCUGCAGCAACGGGCGCUCCAAAUGUGCCAGGCUGUGAGGCAUCCCUCGUUUGAAGGCUGUGGCUUAUCUGUAAAUAUCGAGGAUUUCCUGGUCAAGUGCGUGGAGACAACCUGCGAAUGUCUGAAAUCUAAUGGCGGUGCCGAGGGCAGUUGUCGUUGUGAUCUCCUCCAGAUUUUUGUUGGCCAGUGUCUUGCGGUGAAUCGCAAUCUUUUGCUGACAAGCUGGAGAAGCAUUCACCGCUGCGAGCCCACAUGUCGACCGCCCUUGGUGCAUCAUGAUUGUCACCGCCAGCGGUGCGAGCCCCAGUGCGCCCUGACCAGUAACUCGGCUUCCGUAUGCCCCACCAUUCCGGACACAUGCUUCCCCGGCUGCUAUUGCCCAGAAGGCACGGUCCGGCGAGGUGACGACUGCGUGCCUUUGGAUGAUUGCAAGGACUGUAAGUGCAGUCUGUUUGGCCUGAACAAAUUCGUCACCUACGAUGGCAGCAGCUUCAGUUUCAAGGGCAUCUGCACAUAUCUGGUAACGAGGGAUCUUCUUCUGCCGGGAAGUUUUAACUUCCAGGUAUAUGCGACAAUAAAACCAUGUGGACUGACCAAGGAGGAGAGCUGUGUAAGUGCUCUCCGUGUUACAGCCGGUGAGCAUACCCUCCACAUCGAGCGUCACGAAAACGAGGUGAAGCUAUUGGCCGACGGUUACCAGGUAUCGCUUUGGCCUCACCAGUCGCCCUGGCUAAGGAUUAACCAGCCCGGUGAGCAGGAUCUGAUUGUGCAGCUACCCCAAGUUAAACUGGAGCUCUUGGUUAAUCUGAAUACUUUACAAUUCCAGCUCACAGUGCCCUCUGUCCGCUAUGGCAGUCGCAUGGAGGGAUUGUGCGGCAACUGCAACGGCUUGAGUAUUGACGAUCUGCAGAUUAACCCGGCCAAACCGAAGCCGGCGGAGCCUCGUCCCUUUGACCUUGUCGACUUCGUGACCAGCUGGCAGGUAAACGAGCCACGCCUUGGCAUCGACACUCGCUCCUGUCACCAUCAGCAGGUGUGCAAGCCGUUACCGCAAGAUCGGAAUGUUUGCUACCAACUGAUUGUGCAAUCCGGCAUCUUCGGCCGCUGUCCUCUACUGGUAGAUCCUCUGCCCUUCAUCGUGGCCUGUCAGAAGGACUCGUGCACGGCUACUGAUAAUAAGCAAGUGGUCUGUGACGUUCUGACAGCCUACGCGGAUGCCUGUAACCAGGCGGGUGUGUGUGCCGACUGGCGACCUUUCAGUGAGUGUCCAGCCGAGUGCUUGCCAGGAAUGACCUAUAGGCCAUGUGACUGCGACGUAUCCUGUGAGACGGGAGUGGAUCGGGUGGAUCAGAGCAACCUGGAGGUAAUCUACAAGGGACGCUGUUUGCAUACGGCGCGUCAUGAGGGAUGCUUCUGUCCGCCUGACAAGGUACUACACCACGGAAAGUGUGUGUCGCCCAAUGAAUGCGUGACUUGUGGCGAUGGACGACAUGUAGGAGACGUCUGGCAGCCGGAUAAGUGCACUCGGUGCCAGUGCUUGGGCAGUGGACGAGUUAGCUGUGAAAAGGAAAACUGCAACAAGGACACCGGUCCCAUCUGUCAGAAGGGCUACAAGCUUGUGGUUCUGCAGCACGACUUUGAGUGCUGCCCCACACUCAUUUGCAUGACGGACCCUAAAAAGCCCGGACACAUCUGCGAAAAGCCCAAACUGCCCGACUGCGGACCCCAUCAGAUUCGCAUUGUGGACGAGGAUGUCCAUGGAUGCUCUGUUUACAGAUGCGAAUGCAAACCAAGUGAUCAAUGUGAGCCGUUGCCAUCGUUGGUUGUCAAGCCUGGCGAGAAAUUGGAGAAAAUAGUGGAUGGAUGCUGUCCAAGCUACAGACUAAUCUGCCUUCAGGAGUCCUGUCCAAAGCCACCGGCCACCUGCGAUGAGCUGCAUUACGAACUGAUCUCGGAGAAGAAACCCGGCGACUGCUGUCCGGUGUAUAAGUGUGUGCCUCCAAAGGACAAGUGUCUCUAUAGACACGAAGACCAGGUGCAGGUGUAUCGUGUAGGCGACAAGUGGCAGCUACCCAGGGAUCCCUGCGCCGCCUAUGAGUGCGUGCUGACGAACAAUAUGGUAAUCACAGUGACCACGUUGCUCACCUGCGAGAAGAAGUGUCCCCUUGAUUUAACCUAUGAGCACACGAACAACGCUAAAUGCUGCGGAUCCUGUGUGCCAACGGGCUGCGUCCACGAUGGAAAACUAUACAAACCGAAUGAAACUUGGACAAGCCCAGACAAAUGCACAGUUUACUCGUGCGUUCACAUCCAGGGUCAGCUAAUCAUCCACGAACUGCACGAAUCGUGUCCGGAUGUAAGUCGCUGUCCUGCGGAACAUCUCCAAGAUGAGGGAGGCUGUUGCAAGCGCUGCAAGAUUCCACCACCGCCGCUAGAUCAAGUCGAUUGUCAGGCUGUUACGGUGGCUUCCACUCUCACCAUUGGCAUGAUUAUGUUCCAAAGCCAGGACCAUGGACAGUGCCACAACGAUCAACCCAUUCAAGGCGUGACCCAGUGCGAAGGGGCCUGCAAUUCGGCUUUUAAGUACAAUCCCCUACUAAACAAAUACGAGGACAAGUGCAGCUGCUGUGCUGCAACGGGAUUGAAAAAGCUGUUUGUAAAACUUACAUGUGCUGAUGGCAGCCCGUUAGAUCACGCCCUGGAGGUGCCCACAAGCUGUAGUUGCGAACCCUGCAGCAAACAUCACCUGACAUUGACCAGCGAGAGCAAGACUGUACCUAAAAAUUCUUUAGGUAAUUCUGAUGUAGCUGAAGAAGAUGGAGAAGAACUUGACCUUCAGGAUCUCCUAGGUCAAAGCGGAGGCGUUAUUUCGCGUUGAUAGAAUUUAAAGUUUUAUACUCAACCAAUCUUUUCAUUUAGAUACCCACCUUAUUACUUUACUAUGAAACAUCAAACUUAUGACAAAGACUUAAAUUUUAAGAAUAGAAAAUUGUAUUGUAUGUAAAAAUAAAAAAAAAUUAAGUUGAAUAAAAAAAA
This is a messenger RNA of Drosophila eugracilis, 11987 nucleotides long. RefSeq names its product hemocytin-like. The transcript is spliced from 16 exons. Gene Ontology annotation, cellular component: extracellular matrix; extracellular region. Gene Ontology annotation, molecular function: chitin binding; protein binding. Bases 106 to 11829 code for a protein of 3907 amino acids. The record is from RefSeq and is a predicted model, not a curated record. Lineage: Eukaryota; Metazoa; Arthropoda; Insecta; Diptera; Drosophilidae.